This is a messenger RNA of Pistacia vera, 1261 nucleotides long. RefSeq names its product chaperone protein dnaJ 10. The transcript has 10 exons. The record is from RefSeq and is a predicted model, not a curated record. NCBI's taxonomy places the organism in Eukaryota, Viridiplantae, Streptophyta, Magnoliopsida, Sapindales, Anacardiaceae. Bases 75 to 1226 code for a protein of 383 amino acids.
AAGAUUAAGAUUUGUGAGUGCUCCUCACUAGAGAAGCUUCGUUGGGUUUGCUCAUCAUCACCACAAGAUCAAGAAUGGUGAAGGAAACUGAAUAUUAUGAUGUUCUUGGUGUGAGUCCAUCGGCUUCCGAGGAGGAGAUUCGCAAGGCUUAUUAUCUCAAGGCAAGGCAAGUCCAUCCAGAUAAAAAUCCAAAUGAUCCUCAGGCUGCUGAAAGAUUUCAGGUACUUGGUGAAGCUUAUCAAGUUUUGAGUGAUCCAGUACAAAGAGAUGCAUAUGACAGAAAUGGAAAAUACAGCAUAUCUAGAGAUACCAUGCUUGAUCCCACAGCUGUCUUUGCUCUUCUCUUUGGAAGUGAAUUGUUCGAGGAUUACAUCGGACAUUUGGCUGUGGCAUCUAUGGCUUCUUCAGAGUUAGCUGGCGAAAGUGACAAUCCUGCAAAACUACAUGAAAAAUUGAAGGGUGUCCAGAGGGAAAGAGAAGAGAAGCUAGCAAGAUUUCUUAAAGAUUUUCUUAGUCAAUAUGUUCGAGGUGACAAAGAUGGAUUCUUAUGGCGUGCAGAAUCGGAAGCUAAACGGCUGACUGAUGCUGCUUUUGGACUGGAUAUAUUACACACUAUUGGCUACAUCUACUCAAGACAGGCAGCUCAAGAACUAGGAAAAAAGGCCAUUUAUCUCGGUGUCCCAUUUAUUGCCGAGUGGGUUCGCAAUAAGGGACACUUCUGGAAGUCACAGAUCACAGCUGCUAAAGGUGCUUGUCAAUUACUGCAACUUCAAGAAGACAUCCGAAAGCAAUUCAAAAUGGAUGGCAGUGGCCCUGAAAAUGAUCUCGAAUCACAUAUUCGCUUAAACAAAGAGACAUUGAUGAGCUCUGUGUGGAAGUUGAAUGUAGUUGAUAUUGAAGUAACCCUUCUACAUGUGUGCCAAAUGGUGCUAAAAGAAAACAAUGCUAAGAAGGAGGAACUCAGAGCUCGAGCUCUGGCUUUGAAAAUUCUAGGGAAGAUAUUUCAGGAAAAGCAAACGGAGAAUGCUGGAACAUCAAAGAAGAAAAAUGUUGCUGAUACAGAUGAUGAUGGAAAUACUUCUGACAGCAGCAGCGAAGAAGAAUCACCAAGAGCUCUUUCCUAUCGAACUCCUCUACUCACUCAGGGUAUUGGAAGACUCUUCAGAUGCCUGUGCAAUCCAGCAUUUGAUGUGGACGAUGAUGAAAUCGUGUAUAAAAGCAAAUGACGCAGAUGCAAAUGGGUAGCAUGAAUUGUACCAGA